AUGGCGUGUCCCCGCGCCGACGCCGAUGCGGCGGCGGGCGUCGACGUCCCCCCGGGCUUUAAGCCACGCAUCUUCGACGUGCUCACGGGCGCACCCGGCCUCGAGCCCCUCUUCGAGGUGCCCGACAUGCCGCUCUACAUGGCGGCGGCCGCGCCGGGUACGGCCGCGCGCGACGACUCCAAGGCGGCGCUGCGGUUCUGGUGGUCGCCGGCCACGGGCAGCGUCCAGGUGCACCCGCUCGCGCCCCUCGAGGAGGUCUACGCGCGGCAGCACACGGCCUCCAUCGGGAGCCUGUGGCCGAAGCACCACGCGGCCUUCGCGGACUUCAUCACGCGUCGGCGGCCGCGCCACGUGCUCGAGGUCGGCGGCGGGCCCGGCGACCUCGCGAAGCAGCUCGCGGGGCGCGCCGUCGAGCGGUGGACGCUCGUGGACCCGCGCGCGACGUGCCCCGAGCUCGAGGGGCUGGACAUCGUCCGGGCCUUCUUCGACGACGUCGACGAGGGCGCCCUCGAGCCCGUGGACGCCGUCGUGCACUCGCACCUCUUCGAGCACCUCUACGACCCGCGCGCGUUCCUCGGGCGCGUCGCGCGGCUCCUCAAGCCCGGCGGCCGCAUGCUCUUUAGCGCGCGUGGCCGCGCCCCGGACGCGCGGCGCGCGCCGAGCGGCCGCGCGCAUCAGGUGCCCAACAUGACGGGCGCACUCAAGACGUCCACGCAGCCCUCGCUGCACUGGGAGCACACCUGGCUGGUCCACGAGGCCUACGUGCGCUGGCUCCUCGCGGACUUUGGGUUCGAGGUGCGCGACACGCUCGCGUUCGGCGGCGCGCACUCGGUCUUCUACGACGCCGAGUACGUGGGUCCCCUCCCCAGGGGCGCGGGCCCGCCGCCGUGCCUCGGCACGCAGCUCGCGGACCUGGUGCUCGCGUGGAAGGCCGGCCUCGACGCGGACGCGGCCCGCUUCCAAAGGGCCGCGAAGGCCCACGGCGGCGACGCAUUCGUCUUCGCCGCGCACGUGGGCUCGCAGUACCUCCUCCGGACGGGGCUCGACGAGGGCCUCCUGCGGGGCGUGCUGGACAACAACCCUGCGCGCGCAGGCCGGCGGCUCGCGGGCUUCCGCCUGAGCACGGCGCGGCCGGCCGACGUCCUGACGAACGCGACGCGGCCACUGGUACUCCUGCGCCAGGGCGUCUACGAUGACGAGAUCGAGGCCGACCUG
Molecule: messenger RNA, 1215 nt
Organism: Aureococcus anophagefferens
Lineage: Eukaryota; Pelagophyceae; Pelagomonadales; Pelagomonadaceae
Exons: 2
Source: RefSeq, a predicted model, not a curated record